Messenger RNA from Prunus dulcis (almond), 1317 nucleotides. Its product is annotated as protein SRC2 homolog. NCBI's taxonomy places the organism in Eukaryota, Viridiplantae, Streptophyta, Magnoliopsida, Rosales, Rosaceae. The transcript is spliced from 7 exons. The coding region runs from base 259 to 1080 and encodes 273 amino acids. The record is from RefSeq and is a predicted model, not a curated record.
AAAAAAGAAAAAAGGAAAGUCUUGCUAGCUCCACGCGCUUUCCAUCGCUGAAACUGAUGUUUCAUUAAUUUCACGGAAUCAACCAUCGUCUCCUGUUCCUUCCUCGAAGUCCCAGAACUGGAAAAAAAUUAAAAACCCUCUUCGAAUUACAUUAACUGCGGCUAUUAUUUUAACCAAACCAUGUUCUAAAUUUUAAUUAAAAAGAAAAAACGCGCAAUUACAUUAUUGUAUAAAAGGAGAAGACCUUUCAGAGGAGAGAUGUCAAGAUAUCGAUUUUCAUCCCAUUAUUCGUCUGCACAACCACACUACUCGUUUCCUAACUAUUCGUCUAUGUCGAUUUCUGGUAUUCAAGGGCAGCUUCUUGAGGUCACUGUUGUUGCUUGUAACAAGUUGAAGGAUACGGAAUGGUUUUCACGGCAAGACCCAUAUGUUUGUCUGGAAUAUGCUAACACAAAGCACCGUACCAGAACAUGCACAGACGGUGGUAAAAACCCUACAUUCCAAGAGAAGUUCGUGUUUCCGUUGGUUGAAGGUCUUAGGGAACUGAAUGUUCUGGUCUGGAACAGCAAUACUGUCACCUUGGACGACUUUAUUGGCGAGGGAAAGGUUCAACUUCAGAAGGUUCUUUCACAGGGUUAUGAUGACAGUGCCUGGACGCUCCAGACUAAAACUGGCAGAUAUGCAGGAGAAGUGAGGCUAAUCAUGCAUUAUGCGAAGACCAAUAAACCAACAGCAAGCUAUGCUCCAUCUGCUCCUCCAUAUGCAGCACCACAUGUACCACAAUCUCAUCUAUAUUCAACCCCUCCGCCCCCCGCUCCUUAUGGACCACCAGCAUCUGGACCUUACCCACCACCACCAGGAGGCUACCCAGCUCCAUCUCCCUAUCCUUCAUAUUCACCUAGUUCAGCAGCAUAUCCCCCAUCCACGUAUGGUCCCUCUCCAUCUGCCUAUCCUCCCCCACCAUACCCACCAACUUCAGCAUAUCCUCCAUCAACGUAUCCACCACCUCCACAACCCUCGCCCUAUUAUCCUCCAGGUCCUUUUCCUGGACUUUAUCCUCCUCCGCCACCACCGUACUGAGAUAGAGCUCCUCCAGACCCAAGUGAAGAAGCAAUUGAUAAGAUGUUGUGAUAGUCAUGUAUAGACUUUUCCUCUUAGUUUGGCGGCUGUGCUUGUGUUACCCCGUGCACUUUUAUUUUUCAAAUUGCAAAUAUGUGCACUUUCUUUUCCCCCCCUGUUGAUAAACCGUAUAUACAGAGGUUUUGAAGGAGAAUUUUGUUACAUAGAUGAUUCAUUUGGUUACCCUUUGCGUUUUUA